CUCAAGCACAAGCUGAGGGUGUUUAUAUCAUUUUUUGACAGAUCAGGUUUAGUGUUGAGCAGCACGUCACGCACAUGGUGGUGGAUGGUUUUCGGGUGCCGGAUGGACAUUUGCAGAAGGAUGAAGGGAUCUCAAUGGAGCUUCAGCCUCCUGUUUAUUUUGGAGCUGGAAAGAUUCAAUCAAGCAGUGACACUCAGGCAUGUUAUAAUACUUUGUUAUUAUACAUACUGUAUACAGUACAUGAAAACAGUACAAUGAAAUUCUUUCUUCACAAAUCAGAACGUGGAAGGAAGCUUCAUUUCCUGAAAAGCUGUCCUUGUUUUUCUUUCUCAGGGCAUACGUUUCUCUAAGAAGAGUAUCAUAGGAUGUAUCCGCAACAUCAGGUUUAACAAUGUCCUUAUUGGAGAGCCAGCUGUUAAUCAUGGAGGAGCUCCCUGUUUUGAUGGGGCAGUUGAGGAAGGGGCAUACUUCACUGGUGGUGGCUCUCACAUGAUUUUAGAGAAACACUUCAUGUUGGGUGCUGAGUUCGAUUUAACUUUUGAAGUUCGUCCCAGAAACAUGACUGGUUUACUUUUCCACUGCAGAGGUCACCAAGAUCACAGCCUCAGUGUUUUCCUGAAGAAAGGCACAAUGGUGGUCCAGAUGAAUGAUGGUGCAGGAGACUACAGCACCUCUGUGACCUCGCCACUGCCGCUCUGUGCGAAAUCCUUCCAUCAUGUGGCAGUGACCAAAAAAGGAAACUUUAUCAAGCUAAAGAUGGGACAAAAUUCCAACAGUGCUGUUGGGCCUCAUGUUCAUUCCCCCUCCAAGACUCAUCAUACACUUUACAUUGGAGGCAUACCAGAGACCAAGCGGAAGAGAGUACCUGUGUGGAGCUCCUACAUGGGAUGUUUGAGAAAUGUGCAAAUAAACCAGGCUGCUCUUUCAUUUCAGUCUGUUAGCAGUGUGUUCGGUUCCAUCAACGUCAAUCAGUGUCCGGCAGAGUAGUAUAAAGCCUGUUUAGAUUAGUAAUGUAUAUCCUAUUCAAUUUUUAUAAUUAUUUGAUUAUAUCUAAGUCCAAUUAAAUUCCUUAUGAGGAACUAGACUUAAAAGGCAGUACUAAGUGUAUUGAAACUAUGUGCAAUUGUGAUUAUUUUAUGAAUAAGAAUCCUGGCAUGGGGACAUGUUUUCAGCAGUUCCACAAUUAGUUUCAUAGUAAAAGCAAAAGUAUGAAUAAAGAUUUUUUUUAAAAGUAUUCUGAUGUUCUGUGAGAUAAAUAAUUUUCUCUGAGCCUACGGUAGUGUGCAAAAGUUUUGGGCACCCUAUUUUUUUUUUGUCCAAACUUUGUUAUAGAUUUUUAUUUUAUGACUUCUAUAUUAUUGCAUCAGUAUAAAAACAUUUUAGAUUUCCAAACAUUAGUUUUCCAGCACAAAAUUAAAUG
Molecule: messenger RNA, 1420 nt
Organism: Ictalurus furcatus (blue catfish)
Lineage: Eukaryota; Metazoa; Chordata; Actinopteri; Siluriformes; Ictaluridae
Product: laminin subunit alpha-4-like
Exons: 5
Coding region: 490-987 (165 amino acids)
Source: RefSeq, a predicted model, not a curated record